AAGUUGCUCAGGCUCAGGUGACGCCACAGUCGUUGCAGCGAUGGCGCCGGCGCACGCAAGUUUGUUGACAUCGCGGUGCUGCUAGAAUUUCGUGAAUGUUUUGUUUUUCUACCCACCGUUCGGCUUCGUUUUCAUCAUGGGCGUCGUGAGCAUUCAUCAGUUUCCGAUACCUGAAGGCAAAAGCGGCCAGCAAGCUGCGGAACUUCUCCAGAAGCGUCUUGAAACAUUGGGGGCCGUUCGAGAAGGAAUAUUUACCGUGGACUGCGAGACCUACUACAGUGCACCUAACAUAAACCCCAGUCAUUCUGUGAACAUCAUCCACGACACCGAGCAUCCGGCGACAUGCUUCGCGCUGCUCGAUACAGGCAUGUGCCUUGUCGCGGACAUAACCUUCGACAUGCUCAUGCUUAAGAUGGCCGGAAUCUACAGCUCCAAGAAAUCGACCAAGAUUGAGUCCAGGGGACCCCGUUACGAAGUUGCAGACUUCCUCGUCAAAGUGGGCAGCGUCUCGAUGGGACCAAGCUUUCGGGGCAUUCUCGUUGAGGUUGAAUAUCUGCCAUGUGUGGUCCCAUCGAGUUGCUGGGACCUGAUGCGGGAGUUUCUCCAAGGCUUCAUGGGCUCGACCGUGCAGGGUCCUCCCCAGUACCUUCAGGGCCGCAUGAACGAACUGUACAAUCCUGUGGACACUGUCCAACAGUACAUGGAGCACUUCAACAAUUUCCGAAGGGCGUCUGCCACGCCCGUGACAGCACCCGCAAACAUGGAGUAGCAAGUUGGUGACAUACAGGCCUAUCGAACUCUACAGCCUUUGCUCCACUGAAACCUCUUUUCCCAUUUCUCUUUCUCCUUCUGCUUUUCUACCUUGGAAGCAAGACUGGCUGGAGCCACGUUUAUCAUCUUUCAUGGACAGACUUGUGUGAUGUGUGUAGCGUUUGUGUGAAUCAGUGCAUUUCCGUGUCACUUGUUGACUCGGCUGUGCCCAUGCUGGGCUCGUAUGGUAUCCUUACAGACAGUGUGCUUCAGCACGUAAAAACUUUUAACAUAUGAGAUAAUUUGUGAGCUCGUAGUGACAGCCAAGUGGAGACACAUUUCGUCGAGCUUUUUCCACAGCUUUCAGAGUGUUUUCAGCAUCCUAUGCAGCACUUGCUGCAACACAUAGGGCCAACGUUGCAUAAAAACAUUGUCAUCCUUACCAAAACAUCCGCAUUCAGUCACUUGCUAGCUUCCGUGCGCAUCUGAUCGUCAUGACAAGUGUUCUGUGGCUUCAAUACCUUGCUAUUGGCUUUAGACUGUUGCAUACUGCUGUCACCUGCUUUAUGCAGAUUUCCAAUUACACUGAUUAUGUUGUCAA
This is a messenger RNA of Dermacentor albipictus, 1351 nucleotides long. It is a transcript of the gene MED20, whose product is annotated as Mediator complex subunit 20. The record is from RefSeq and is a predicted model, not a curated record. Gene Ontology annotation, cellular component: mediator complex. Gene Ontology annotation, biological process: regulation of transcription by RNA polymerase II. Gene Ontology annotation, molecular function: transcription coactivator activity. Lineage: Eukaryota; Metazoa; Arthropoda; Arachnida; Ixodida; Ixodidae.